Molecule: messenger RNA, 5933 nt
Organism: Oncorhynchus nerka (sockeye salmon)
Lineage: Eukaryota; Metazoa; Chordata; Actinopteri; Salmoniformes; Salmonidae
Product: RNA-binding protein 25-like
Exons: 2
Coding region: 2603-3412 (269 amino acids)
Source: RefSeq, a predicted model, not a curated record
UGUGCCAAAACCAUGGUUGAAACUACUGAAGAAACAUGUUGUGUCAAAUGUGGGUUGUAUCUUCAUUCUUCUGGGCUUGGAGAAGAUUGUGGAGAUGGAGUUUAGGUGUCCCUGCGAUCCUAAAUGGAACAGGCUGUUUACGUCUGCAUUCUUUAUCAUUCCUGCCAUUACAGCAUUCAUGAUGAUGCUAAAAAUACUAGGACCUGGGUGUAACAAAGUGUGUAAGGGGGCACUUGUGUAUUUCUCAAGCCUCAUCCCUGCAUUGGUGUGGUUGGUCAUACUGUUCUUCGAUGGCCAGUACUUUGCUUGUGUAAAGUCAAACUGGAAUGGCACAUUUGUCAUUUCUAAGGAAGAUGCUCCUCGGAAAUGGUGUGAGCCAGAUGAGGAUGUACCCACUCAAAUGGAUCACCAUCGGGAAUUCCUUGUUCAGUCUCAGGUGAGAAACCAGACAACUUUUAUAUUAAUGAUAUAUAGCAAUUGAUUUUUUAAAGAAUGUAACUUAUGAUUAAAAAAACAAUAAAGAGUUCACCCCGGUCCCCACCACUUGGUUUGGUAAACAGCUGAGGGAUGGGGCUGGAGAAAUGUUAUCACUGAAAUGUACAGACAGAGAUAUCGAUUCAAGGACUAGCUUAUGGUUGUGGGUGGAGCAGUUGCCGUACCAGGCGGUGCACAGGGCGGGGUCGGGACCCAGGGUUUCAAGCUUAAUGAUGAGUUUGGAGGGUACUAUGGUGUUAAAUGCUGAGCUGUAAUCGAUGAACAGCAUUCUCACAUAGGUAUUCCUCUUGUCCAGAUGUGUUAGGGCAGUGUGCAGUGUGCAGGGAAAGACUUUCCCUGGUGGAGCGUGCCCGGUAGAUUUAGUUUGGGCACAUACUGAACAUGAGUUGACAUAGUGGGCCACAUCCUGAGCCAAGGUGGGCCACCAGUAUUUCUCAGAGACGGAGUGAAUGGUGCGGGUGAUAUCUGGGUGUCCAGUAGUGAGGGAUGUGUGCGCACAGGUCAACUCAUCCCUUACCUCCGAGGGAACAUACAUACGCUAAGGAGGGCAGGUAGCUGGCGCUGGUUUCCUCUCCAGAGCCUGGCGGAUGGGUAUUUGUCCGUAUUGCCCAGCUCUACACCCAAAAAAAAUAAUACAGCCAGUAAAUAGUUACCAAGAAAAACGCAAAAAAACGUAUCUUUCGUCUCUCUGUGUUUCAUUAAUGUCCUUCAAUUCUCAAGAGGCUGAAUGUAUCUCACUGGAGAAAGUAUCAGAGCAAACAAAACAGCUCUGUCUCAACAGUUUUUACCCCCAAGCCAUAAGACUCCUGAACAGGUAACCAAAUGGUUUUCCGGACUAUUUGCAUUGUGUUCCCCCCCCCCAACCCCUCUUUUUUACGUGCUGCUUUGUUUAUCAUAUAUGCAUUGUCACUUUAACUAUAUAUUCAUGUACAUACUACCUCAAUUGGCCCGACCAACCAGUGCCCCCGCACAUUGGCUAACCAGGCUAUCUGCAUUGUGUCCCACCACCCGCCUGUUCAUCAUAUGGGGCGGCAGGGUAGCCUAGUGGUUAGAGCGUUGUACUAGUAACCGAAAGGUUGCAAGUUCGAAUCCCCGAGCUGACAAGGUACAAAUCUGUCGUUCUGCCCCUGAACAGGCAGUUAACCCGCUGUUCCUAGGCCGUCAUUGAAAAUAAGAAUUUGUUCUUAACUGACUUGCCUAGUAAAAUAAAGGUAAAAUUUAAAAAAUAUAUAUAUAUACAGUGGGGAGAACAAGUAUUUGAUACACAGACAAUUUUGCAGGUUUUCCUACUUACAAAGCAUGUAGAGGUCUGUAAUUUUUAUCAUAGGUACACUUCAACUGUGAGAGAUGGAAUCUAAAACAAAAAUCCAGAAAAUCACAUUGUAUGAUUUUUAACUAAUUAAUUUGCAGUUUAUUGCAACACUGUGUGCUAGCUAUUAAACUAGCAUCCAAUGUUAUGGUGCAUUCCCGCCGCCUACUGUAUUACAGCGCCCCUGCCUCCCGCUUAUGUACCACAGUCAAAAAACGGACCAAUAGCGGUAUAAAGAGGGUUUCCUGCACACGCAGGAACUUUCCAAAUUGCGGACUGUUCUGGGUUUUUUUGUGCUUAGGCCUUGGAGGUGUAGGUUCAGGCUGAGGCUCAGAAUCAGAAGAAUAAUCAUCAGAGAUGUCAUCAUGAUUCAUUUCUUCCCCACCGUCUGAGUUGGUUUCAUUCAGAUUGUGUAGUAAUGCUAAUGCAGCAUGUGCAUUCAUUUGUCUUGGUCUUCUUGCUAUUGUAAAUUACACCUGCUCUCACUGUGUCCUCAAAGUAGGCUGAUAAAACUGCUUGGAUUUGGUGGACUGAUAUAGGGUACAUACCAUUUUGAGAUUAUAAUUAGAAUAUACCAAUACAAUACAAUGCCUGUCCUGUUCUUCAUUCACAAUUGGUGAUUACAUAUUUAUGCAUCGUUUGCUUCCCCUCAUUCGUCAACUCACCCAUUCUCCCCCUUUCUCCCCAUCAUACUUAAUAAUAAUUUACUUUGUCUGUUGUUAUAAGCUGUGUGAAGUUCAUUUCGGUAUAGUUUAGGUUCAGUUUCGAGGCAAUUAUUGCGGUGAUUAUCAACUGGGCAUGGUACCUUGGCACUUCAACUAUCGGGAGAAGGAGAGGAGCAGGCCCUACUAUCGGGAGAAGGAGAGGAGCAGGCCCUACUAUCGGGAGAAGGAGAGGAGCAGGCCCUACUGUCGGGAGAAGGAGAGGAGCAGGCCCUACUAUCGGGAGAAGGAGAGGAGCAGGCCCUACUAUCGGGAGAAGGAGAGGAGCAGGCCCUACUGUCGGGAGAAGGAGAGGAGCAGGCCCUACUGUCGGGAGAAGGAGAGGAGCAGGCCCUACUAUCGGGAGAAGGAGAGGAGCAGGCCCUACUAUCGGGAGAAGGAGAGGAGCAGGCCCUACUAUCGGGAGAAGGAGAGGAGCAGGCCCUACUGUCGGGAGAAGGAGAGGAGCAGGCCCUACUAUCGGGAGAAGGAGAGGAGCAGGCCCUACUGUCGGGAGAAGGAGAGGAGCAGGCCCUACUAUCGGGAGAAGGAGAGGAGCAGGCCCUACUAUCGGGAGAAGGAGAGGAGCAGGCCCUACUAUCGGGAGAAGGAGAGGAGCAGGCCCUACUAUCGGGAGAAGGAGAGGAGCAGGCCCUACUAUCGGGAGAAGGAGAGGAGCAGGCCCUACUGUCGGGAGAAGGAGAGGAGCAGGCCCUACUAUCGGGAGAAGGAGAGGAGCAGGCCCUACUGUCGGAAGAAGGAGGGGCAACAGGGGAGAACCUUUCAAAAAAGUCAUUGCUCUGGCUCUGCUCUUGGUCAUCUUUGCGGCACUCACAUUUUUCUUGUGCUUAAAAUGCUGCUGCACAGGACUGCAAACAGAGAUAACAGAGCAGCAGAAGGAAGUUGACAAGAAUGAUGGCAAGAAAGAUGUCAAGAAAGUUUUUGUGUCACAUGUGGUUUGUAGCUUCAUCCUUCUGGGCUUGGAGAAGAUUGUAGAGAUGGAGUUUAGGUGUCCCUGCGAUCCUAAAUGGAACAGGCUGUUUACGUCUGCAUUCUUUAUCAUUCCUGCCAUUACAGCAUUCGUGGUGAUGAUAAUAGUACAAGGACCUACUUGUAAACAAGUGUGUAAGAGAGCGUGUAAGGGGGCACUUGUGUAUUUCUCAAGCCUCAUCCCUCCAUUGGUGUGGUUGAUCAUACUGUUCUUCGAUGGCCAGUACUUUGCUUGUGUAAAGUCAAACUGGAAUGGCACAUUUGUCAUUGCAAAUGAAGAUGCUCCUCGGAAAUGGUGUGAGCCAGAUGAGGAUGUACCCACUCAAAUGGAUCACCAUCGGGAAUUCCUUGUUCAGUCUCAGGUGAGAAACCAGACAACUUUUAUAUUAAUGAUAUAUAGCAAUUGAUUUUUUAAAGAAUGUAACUUAUGAUUAAAAAAACAAUAAAGAGUUCACCCCGGUCCCCACCACUUGGUUUGGUAAACAGCUGAGGGAUGGGGCUGGAGAAAUGUUAUCACUGAAAUUUACAGACAGAGAUAUCGAUUCAAAGACUGACAAUACAUGAGAUCAAAAUUAUAGUUUUAACCAUGUUUUGAAGCUAUACAACGUUUUCUCAUGUAGCUCACGGGUAUGUGUGAAACUACAUAGACAUUAAAACCAGUACAUAGUGAUAGCUCUGACGUCAUCCCGAUGAAGCCGAAAGUAUUUGAAUCUGAAGCUCAUCAUCCCACCAUAUUGCUGAAUGGGGUUGGACGGUGUCAUGUAAACAUCUUCUCAGCGUGAAAUAGUUCCCAAUCCUUCUGAUUGGGUUCUGAUUGGGUUCUGAUUGGGUUCUGAUUGGGUUCUGAUUGGGUUCUGAUUGUGUUCUGAUUGGGUUCUGAUUGUGACGUUGUGUUGUAAAAGAGACUUUUUGUGAUUGCAAAGACCAGUCUCAACGUCAACAGUGAAGAAACGAUUCCGGGAUGUUGGCCUUCUAGGCAGAGUUGCAAAGAAAAAGCCAUAUCUCAGACUGGCCAAUAAAAAUAAAAGAUUAAGAUGGGCAAAAGAACACAAACACUGGACAGAGGAACUUUGCCUGAAGGCCAGCAUCCCGGAGUCGCCUCUUCACUGUUGACGUUGAGACUGGGGUUUUGCGGGUCCUAUUUAAUUAAUCUGCCAUUUGAUGACUUGUGAGGCAUCUGUUUCUCAAACUAGACACUAAUGUACUUGUCCUCUUGCUCAGUUGUGCACCGGGGCCUCCCACUCCUCUUUCUAUUCUGGUUAGAGUCAGUUUGUGCUGUUCUGUGAAGGGAGUAGUACACUGCCUACAGUAGCAUUGUACGAGAUCUUCAGUUUCUUGGCAAUUUCUCACAUGGAAUAGUCUUCAUUUCUCAGAACACAAAUAGACUGACGAGUUUCAGAAGAAAGUACUUUGUUCCGUCCAUUUAGAGCCUGUAAUCGAACCUACAAACGCUGAUGCUCCAGAUACUCAACUAGUCCAAAGGCGGACAGUUUUAUUGCUUCUUUAAUCAGAACAACAGUUUUCAGCUGUGCUAACAUAAUUGCAAAAGGGUUUUCUAAUGAUCAAUUAGCCUUUGAAAAUGCUAAACUUGGAUUAGCUAACAAAACGUGACAUUGGAACACAAAAGUGAGGGUUGCUGAUAAUGAGCCUCUGUAUGCCGAUGUAGAUAUUCCAUAGAAAAUCUGCCGUUUCCAGCUACAAUAGUUAUUUACAACAUUAACAAUGUCUACACUGUAUUUCUGAUCAAUUAGAUGUUAUUUUAAUGGACAAAAAAUAUAUUUUUUCUUUCAAAAACAAGGAAAUAUCUAAGUGACCCCAAACUUUUGAAUGGUAGUGUAUGUCUAUAUAUCAUUAAUUUAAAAAAUCCCUAAAUGUAUUUUCCAAUCCCAGAAUGCUUUAAUUGCACAGCAAAAUCAAAUGACAGAACGAUUCUACCUGCAAAUUCAACCCGCCAAAUGUUAAAACCUCUCUAGGUGAAAUUGCAGAGUGCCAAAUUCAAUAUACAGAAAUACUCAUAAUAAACAUUCAUAAAAUAUACAGGUGUUAUACAUCGGCUUAAAGAUGAACUUCUUGUUAAUCCAGCCGCUGUGUCAGAUUUCAAAAAGGCUUUACAGCAAAAGCAUACCAUGCGAUUAUCUGAGGACAGCGCCCCGCUUACAAAAGCAUACAAACAUUUUCCAGGCAAGUAUAUUACUCACGAAAGUCAGAAAUAGCGAUAAAAUUAAUCACUUACCUUUGAUGAUCUUCUUAUGGUUGAACUCACAAGACUCCAUGUUACACAAUAAAAUGUUUGUUUUGUUCGAUAAAGUCCCUCUUUAUAUCCAAAAAACUCAGUUUUGUUCAGUAAUCCACUGGCUCAAAGAUGGUCACAACAGGUAGACGAAUAGAUCCAAAUAGUACCGGUAAAGUUCGUCGAAACAUGUCAAAACAAUUUUUAU